CAAUGACUUAUGCGCGCACGCACACACACACACACACACACACACAGCGAGAAAGAAAGUGAGAGAGAGAAAGAGAUGGCAAAAUGGGAGUGCAUAUUAUGUUAUAAUUGCUUUUUUAGAAAUAUUCUUUGUGAAUACUAUGCAUUCCACAUCGACACAUCAGCGCUACCCGAGUUGUGUGUGUGUGUGUGUGUUUUCCAUACUUGAAAGAGCCCAUUUGAAUCGUAACAAAAUGCUAUAAAUUAUUAUAUAUAUAUGCACUAAGGAUAUUUUAAAUAUCAUGAUUUUAUUAUAUUUGAAAAAAAAAUUAUGUGUGAAAGAAGUGGAAGAAGGACGAUGACGACGACAACGACGACAACGACAGCAACAGCAGCAGUGGCAGUAGCGGUAGUAGCAACCGCAUAACUGUCACAGAGAUAACAACAGUCACGUCUAUUCAUUCAUCUGAGCAUGGUGGCUAUAUUAUUGCUUUUCAAUGUUCAAUCAUAACAAUUUUGUGAUGUUGUUUCGCGUCGUACAUACGCUCGUAUAUUUCUCAUUCGUUCGUUGUGAUUGUUACAAACUGUCGUUACAAUUGUACGUUGAAAAGUUGAUGGCUUCAAUUUAAAAUGACACAAACUAAAAGAUAUGACACAAUAUUUUCAACUAUAUUCCUUUCAUCGGUUGUCUUCGUCAUCGUCAUCGUCAUCGUCAUCAUUGCCGAAGCUUUCCACAUAUGCUGCUGCUUGUUGCCUUUUUAAUCAUAUCAAACAUGCAUGUAUCUGCUUACAUUUUCCAUUCGAUGGUUUGACUACUGUUGUUAAUAACGUAAAUCGUAGCAAGCAAAUCGUUGUGACAAAUAGCAGGAGUGUUGAGUGUGAAUGAAAUGCGAGGCUCAAAUUUUGCGUAAAUUUUACAUAAUCAGGUCGUUUUGAUUCCUGUUGUGAAACCUUAUCUUUUUGCUGGGAAAGUUUUCGUCUCUUAACACACACACACCAAAGGGAAAAAACUUGUUUUCCCCCAUAAAUUUAUUACGAACACACGCCAAACAUACACACAAUCAACCACUUGAGGCGACAAUUAAUUGUCACUAUUGAGGCUUGCGCGUAGUUAAGUAGUGCUUUAAAUGUAAUUAAGGCGGCAUGCGGCAGUAUUUGAUGCCGAAAGCCCCCCCUCCCUCAUUUAAUGAACGUUUUUGAUUUGAUUAUAUUAUGAUCGUUUAAACUUAAAUAAAACUGAAAACUUGUUCAAACAAAUCUGUCUCUCUGUCUCUCAUUCUCACUCUCACUUGAUUGUUUGUUUAAUUUGUACUUACGCAAAUAAUGGAAUUAAAUGCUCGCUUAUUUAUUUAAGCAGUACACACAGCAAAUGAAAGUGCAUGGGGCGCUUGUCAUUAUGUGAACACAUGUUGGAAAAAAGUGCUUUGCCAUUUUUACCGCAUUCACUUUGUUCAUUGAAAAAAUCACUUCGUUUCAAAAAUGUAUUUGUACGGGAUGAAAAAUUCAAUUCAGAGAUUGGUCUAUGGGUUUCUUUUUUUCAUUUUCUCGAUUUUAAAAUUGGAGACCAAAAACCAGUUGGAUAUUUCAGACUUAAAAUUUUCAGCUCGUAUGUUACUUGGUGUUUAUUUUAAGUUAACAAACAACUAAAAAUCUGAGGAAAAAAAACUUCAGAAAUAUAUUAAAAAACAAGAACUGUCCAAGGAUAUUAGAUUCAAUUUAAAAAUUAAAGUCUACAAGAGUUGGAAAUUCUACAGUGAAAUUCCCGCAUUUUCUCAGACAUUAACUCUCCCCCCCCCCCCCUCUCUCUCUCUCUCUCUCUGAAUUUUUGAUAGAAACCAAAUUCCAAAUAAAUACAGACAUCACAACGUAUUCAGUUUGAUUGAAUGCAAAACAGUAAUUCCAUAAAAUGUAUAUGCGAUAGUUGCGUUGAUGUAUGUGCAUGUGAUGUUGGUCGCAUACACACAAAUGAUAUAACUUCGGCGCUGUGGUUCUUCAUGAAUUCAUCAGAUAUUCCAUUAAUAAUAAGCAUUUUAGAAUUUCAGAGUUUAACAGUUCAGCACAUUCAGAGCGAUUUGCAUUUAUCUGAAAAAUGGUUUUCAUAAUUUAUCAGAUUAAAUCUAUCAAUUACGGGUUAUAUAUGCCUUAUGACUUACAGAUUGUGUUUCACACAAUACAAGCAGUUCACUUCAGUUUAUGUCAGUGUAGGAAAAAUGCGAUGAUGUGCCCCAUUGCACGUUCAUCAGAUAAAAAAUUAAAUAAAAUGAAAUAUGAACGGAUUUACAUAUGAGAAAACACAAUUAUGGUUCUUUUGAUUCAGACAAAAAAAAUUCGAAGAAAAUAUGGUUUGAGUUAGACAACACAACACAGUCAAUUGUUAUUCAAAUGCACUUCAGAUGAUUGGAAAGGAAUAAAGUGUCGUUGCUUGAAUGCGAUAUGAAAUAUUAAAUAUCAAACCAAAAGUUUCAUAAUACGAAUGCAAACAAAAAGAUUUUCAAUAGCAAGCGACAUCGCUUGCUCUCCGACCCUUAUUCACUAUUUUUACCGAAUUUUUUCUCUUAAAAACGACAUAAAUGUGGAGACAGAGGGAGAGCGAGAGAGAGAGAGAGAGAGAGAGAGAGAGAAGGGUCAUCAAAACUCAUACCUAAGCCUCAAUUAGUAUUUACGAAAUGAUUCUGUAAAUGGUUUACUCAUUUCUAUUUCAUCCAUAGAGUUUGAAUAUCUGUAUGCUUUUCUCCUCAAUUUUUUUCUUUAUCAUAUCACUGGAUGUGAUUAUUUUCGUGCAUAAUAAUUUUUAGAUGUGUGAUUCUGUAAUGUUGCUAUCGCUUAUGGUUCGUUUAUUAUUCAAUUUAUCCAAAAAAAUAAACCAAAUUGAGGCGAAACAGUAGUUUAAACCUUCAGUUCAAAACGUUGAUUUUUCCUUCAAGAGACAAACGGAUAUUAUAAUUGAUGGUUUUUUGUCUUACACAUGGGCCGCACCGAGCAAUUCGACUAUUCGGUUGAUUAUGUUUUAGAUAGAUGAACCGAAAACAUAAACUAGAACAAUCAUUUUAUUUAUUUAUGUUAGAUUUUCAACACUUGUCAUAUGUCAAGCAUCAAGUGUCUUGAUGCGAACCACUUUGAAGUUGCUGGUUCAGUCAGCAAAGUUUGAAUUAUGAUAAACUGUGCUCAUUUUGGCAAUAUUUCGGCCACCAAAACACUUGCUUCGAGGCACUUGUCAAGAAAUUGGAGCAAACAUCCGAUCAUGAACCAAAUUGACUCACAAUCGAUGCGCGUAGCAUGUAGCAUGUUGGUCAAUGUUGUAUUGUUGACACAUUCCAUAUUGACACCGCAAGCUAUUUGAUGCUCCCAACAUAUGACUAAAAAUCAAGUCCACUGCGACUCGACUCGGUCCGGCUGUUCCAUUAGCGUCAAUCAUGUUAUUGACUCAUAUUUACAAACAAUUUCACUCUGUUCGCCCGUUGAUUCUCGAUAUUUCUCAAAGACGAGCGAGAUAGAGAGAGAGAGAGAGAAAGAGAGAGAGAGAGAGAGAGAGAGAGAGAGAAACAGCAAUUCAAAAUGCUGCGAUCCGAACUCAAUUUGUUGUUUCACUGUGUAUUAAGCGUUUGAAUUGCAGAUGCGCCGCGUUGAGAAAUGUUCUUAAGAUCGCAAAUAAAUCGGAUGAGCAAAUGUCAAAAAAAAAAUGAUGAAAGUACAAUGGCAUCAACAGAGACAACAGAAAUUGUGUAUCUUGCUGGCUUGGUGCAAUUGCGUUCCUCUGAACGACUAGCGAUAAAUUGUGAGAGCAAAUAAUCUCUGUGAUGGGGUCAUUUACAUGCACGUUUAUCAUCGCCACAUUGCAAAUGUAACGAAAUCGAAAUUUCACUUUCAUCGCAAUGCCGUCCUUAAGAAGUACAGAAUGAAUCAAUAGUGGGGGAGAUAGAAUUGCAAUCAAGUGCUCAAAAACCACUUGACGCGAAUUCAUGGGAGAUAUUGCACUGCCAAACAUAAACUAUGAGAGUCAAUGGCAACAACAGAGAAUGAAUAAGACAUUCCAACAGGAAUUGGAGCAAUUAAAGCAGGAAGUACACUACGAAGGUUUGCAAGUGGAAGAAGAGGGCCUAACGGACAUAAUCAGGAAAAAAACGAAAUUGCCACCAGACACAAAUCCCAUAUCGAGCGACAAUGAUCCUAGUAAAAAUGAUGCCAUAUUAGUGGAGCCAAACCACGUGCCAAUUGUACCAUACGCCAAAGAAUCCACCAAACCAUACAAUGGAACAAUAAAUGCAAAUAAUGAUACCGCACUCCAGUCGGGUGUAAAUGAAUCCAUUGAGCGGAAAAUCGUUUUCGAUGCUGUGAAUAACACGAAUUUAGAGAGCCAAGCAACAACAAUUUCGGAUGAAAAGCCGGUGAAAAAUCUAAGCAAUGUAUUUCGUGAUAUUGAUGCGAAAAAAAUUCAAUCAAAUGCCAAAGAUAUUGAAGACGAAUCGACAAACAUUCUACAAUCACGGCGUAACAUACAAACUGAUUUGGGCACAAGCAACGGCAGCGGUAGCAGCACCACGACGACGACGACAACAACAACGACAGCCAUACCGACAAUAAAAAGCGCACCGAAUUCAAUUUCGUCGUCUGUUAACGAUGCAUCGACAACAGAGCAAACGAAUUUACCUCAAACCAACCAGCCGAAUGUUGACAAUGUUGAAGCCGAAGCCGUGUCACAAAAACGUCAUCGAAGACAUCGUCAACAAAGACGUGAAGCCAAAGUGGAUGGAGACAGUUAUCGCCAAAAAAUUGUUGACAACACGUAUGAAGCGCGAUUGAAGCGUUUGAAAGAGGAACUGAAUGGUCCAACCGUUACGGAAAUCAUUCAAAUGCACAAACGACAGGAGAAAAAUCAAACGUACGAUGAUGAUGAUGAUGACAAAGACAAGGAUAAAAAUGGGAUUUUGGAAGAACAGCCACCGAUGCAACAACAGGAGCAACAACGAGAACAAUUGCAAAAAAACACAACCGAACCAUUCAAUUCCGACACAAUGCCGUUGGAUCAAUCAUUUGACCGCGAAAGGUUGAAAGAGCUACACCGACAUCAUCGCAUUACAAGAGCGGCAACGGCAAAAAAAGAGAGAAUCUGGGAUUAUGGCGUUAUUCCAUAUGAAAUCGAUGCAAAUUUUAGCGGUGCACACAAAGCUUUGUUCAAACAAGCCAUGAAACAUUGGGAAAAUUUCACAUGCAUCAAAUUCGUUGAGCGCAAUCCGAAUGAUCACAUGAACUACAUCAUAUUUACCAUUCGUCCGUGCGGUUGCUGUUCGUUUGUCGGAAAGCGGGGAAACGGCGGCCAAGCCAUAUCAAUUGGAAAGAAUUGCGAUAAAUUCGGUAUUGUGGUACAUGAACUUGGUCAUGUAGUUGGUUUCUGGCACGAGCACACCCGACCGGACAGAGAGAAUCACGUUGUGAUUGAACGCGCCAACAUUUUGAGCGGACAAGAGUAUAAUUUCAAUAAACUUACUGCCGAAGAAGUGAACUCAUUGGGACUGCCAUAUGAUUACGAUUCGAUUAUGCAUUAUGCGAGAAACACAUUCUCAAAGGGCACAUAUCUCGAUACCAUUUUUCCGGUGGAAAUUAAAGGCAGGAAACGGCCUGAAAUUGGUCAACGUCUGCGAUUGAGCGAAGGUGAUAUUGCCCAAGCAAAUUUGCUGUACAAGUGUCCAAAAUGUGGCCGAACAUUCCAAGAAAACUCUGCCUCAUUCACAUCACCCAGCUACUAUUCAAGCACACCAGGAGUGGAACCAGAGUCAUGCGAAUGGCGUAUAACUGCCACACAUGGAGAGAAAAUUGUGCUAAACAUCACCGAUUUGGAUAUUUUCAAAUCAAACAACUGUCGCACGGACUAUUUGGAAAUUCGCGAUGGAUAUUGGCAUAAAUCGCCAAUUCUCGGUCGCUAUUGUGGUUCCGGCCGAAUUAUGGAAUUUAUUAAAUCGGGCAGCAGUCGAAUGCUGCUUACGCUUGUUACGACACACAGGCAAGUCGGCCUACGUGGUUUUGCUGCCACUUAUGAAGCUGUUUGUGGCGGUGAUUUGACGCUGGAAAGUGGAAAUCAACUCGAAUCGCCCAACUAUCCGCUAGAGUAUUUGCCAAACAAAGAGUGCAUUUGGCGUAUCACCGUACAAGAGGACUAUCAAGUGGCUUUGAAAUUCCAAUCGUUUGAAGUGGAAAAUCAUGACAAUUGCGUGUAUGAUUACGUUGAAGUUCGCGACGGUGAUAGCCCUGACUCUCGUUUGAUUGGCGUAUUUUGCGGCUAUAAGGUUCCACCAGAUAUGAGAUCAACAACCAACAAGAUGUUUGUGAAAUUCGUAUCGGAUGGAUCGGUGCAAAAGGCUGGUUUCUCUGCGACAUUCAUCAAAGAGUUGGAUGAAUGCGAGUUAAAGGAUCAUGGAUGCGAACACAAUUGUAUCAAUACACUGGGUGGAUAUCAAUGCUCUUGUAACAUUGGAUACGAGCUGCACAGCGAUAAGAAGACUUGCGAAAAUGCGUGCGGCGGAAUUAUUGAAGCUUUAAAUGGUACAAUUACAUCACCCUCCUUCCCCGAUGUGUAUCCAGUAUCAAAAGAUUGCACGUGGGAGAUUGUGGCCCCAGAACAAUAUCGCAUCACAUUGAACUUUACACAUUUCGAUUUGGAGGGCAAUCAUUUCCAUCAGCAGGAGUGUGACUACGAUUCGCUAACCGUUUAUUCAAAGUUAGAGGAUAAUAAUUUGAAAAAGCAUGGCAUUUUCUGUGGCGAACGAAUGCCACCGUUGGUUACAUCGGAGGGGAAUACAAUGCGUAUCGAAUUCCGUUCAGAUAAUACGGUGCAAAAGAGUGGAUUUGCUGCUGUAUUCUUCACCGAUAUCGAUGAAUGUGCGGUUAACAACGGUGGAUGUAUGCACGAAUGUAAGAACACGAUUGGAUCGUAUGUGUGCUCAUGUCAUAAUGGAUAUGUUCUGCACGACAACGGAUUGGAUUGCAAAGAAGGUGGCUGCAAGUACGAAAUCACCGCUCCACAUGGAACAAUUAUGAGUCCAAACUAUCCCGAUUACUAUCCACGGAAAAAGGAUUGCGUUUGGCAUUUCACAACAACGCCGGGACAUCGAAUUCGAUUGCAUUUUAACACAUUCGAAGUAGAACCGCACCAGGAAUGUGCCUAUGAUUAUGUGGCCAUUCAUAACGGUGAUUCGGUUGAUAGUUUCACAUUAGGCAAAUUUUGCGGUUCAAAAUUGCCGCAUCCAAUUUCAGCAUCAUCGAAUGAAAUGUUUAUGGUAUUCAAAUCAGAUGCCAGUGUCCAGCGACAAGGUUUCACCGCAACACAUUCCACGGCAUGUGGCGGUCAUCUGAUGGCUACCACUCGGGUCAAACAUUUCUAUUCGCAUGCUAAAUUCGCUGACAACAACUAUGAUCACAAUGCCGAUUGCGAUUGGACAAUUGAAGCGGAGCCCGGUCGAAAUGUUCAUUUAACAUUCUUGACAUUCGAUAUUGAGGAAGAGAAGGCGUGCUCUUAUGAUUACGUUGAUAUUUAUGGCGGUCUUGACGAUUACAGUGGACCUUUGUACGGCAGAUACUGCGGCCUUAAUAAACCUCCCGACGUAAUAUCGAUGAAUGAAGCACUGUUGGUUCGGUUCCGCUCCGAUGGCACAAUGAAUAGAAAAGGAUUUUCAGCUUCAUAUGUGGCAGUCGAUCCGUUUGAGGGUAGCGAAGAGGAGAUCAGUUCGGAUUCUUCAGAGAUGGUCACCCCAUUUCCCGGCUACAUGCGUCCCAGUGUGUACGUGAACAACAACAAAUUGGGCAGCCGAAGCGGUGACAACACUGACAACACCGAUGACACAGAUAACGAAGAAGAGAGUUACAAUGAAUACGACAAUUAUAAUUCGAUAAAGUUAAAUAAUAAAAGUAAAAAAACCGAACAAUCGGAAAACGGUUUGAUUGAUUAAAACAUUCAGCAUAUGACACACGCAUACAUCAGAAUUUUAACAAACGAAAGAAAAAGAGAGAAAAAAAAACAAAUACAAAUCGUUGAGUUAAUGGCCAUACAUAAGUGACGAAGAAAAAAAAGAAAGAAUAAUCUCAUUAGCAUAGUAUUAAACGUCAAUAACAAAAAAAAAUAAUAAUUUAACAACAAAUCUCUGCACAAAACAUUUCGUAUCAAAUAUGAAAUACGUUACAUAGGCUAUUUUCUAUUUAAUCGAAACUAAAGAAAAAAAAUGUGAAUUCAGUUAGAAGAGUGCUGAAUAUCCUGUACCAUGUAAUUUUCGCGAUGUUUCAGUGUUUGUUGACCGGCAACGCCACCACACAAAAUGCAUCCUGCAUUUUCCGUUUUUUUUUCUUCAUCAACGAUACACCAAAUACGAACGUCAUAUUCAGUGAACAUAAUUUCUUUUCAACGUGUGGCGGCUGUUGAACGUCAAAGUCAUUUGAGGCCACGCGAGCGCUCCCAAUUUCAAAGGGCACAUCAAUGUAAUUUAACAUUUCAAAUCGGAACUAAACAGUGCGCCAAUUCGAAAUAUAGAAAAUAUAGUGUCAACAGCCGCACCAUGCUUUUCAACGCAUGAAAUAAAUAUAUUUAUUUAAAAGUGACAACGAAAUUUGCAAUAAACGCAAACAUUUCUGUGCUUCUUUGCAUCCUGUGGCAAAGAAAUUCUGUUAAUUGAUUCUUAUUCUUGAGUUCAUCGAAAAAAAAAAAAAUGUGUAAUUGACAAAACCAAAAUAAUAAAAUAGAUUGAACCAAAGCAAUAAUUAUGUGGUACUGAUUAAUUUAGUACACAUAUGUCACAUUCAUCACAGAAAAAAAAUCGUUUAAUUUAAACAAAAUGUAGAAUGUUAUACAUUUCGUUUUUUAUACAAUCAUUUUAUUAAAUUGUAAGCGAACAAAUUUAAUUAUUUUAUUUAUAUGUGUAAUUUGUGGGAUAAAUAACUCAUCAACCAAUAACAAAAAACCGGAUGGUUGUUUUCAUAUCAACUAGAGAGAGGUGACAAUGUCACCGUGACAUUUAUCGUCAAAUUGACAUAGAGAAGGAAAAUUGUUGACAGAUUUUCGUAGAAUACCACCUGUUCGUACAUUUUUAGGGUUAAAUCAUCAUGAAAUUAUCUACUAUUCUUUUUUUUCGUAUUUAUUAAGUUAAUUAUUAUGUACCAAUUGAAAUCAGGUUGAAUUAUUUGUAUUGUUUUCGAAAAAUCAAAACAAGAAAAUCAUUUUUUUUUUCAAACAUCUUCCGAUACUUAACAAUACAUGUGUUGAUCCACAUUGUUGUUUCUUUUCAUGUUGAGUCCUUUAGUCGAGGGAAAUAUCGUGGAUCACUCUUAUUUACACAAAAUUUACCAUAUCUGUAACCAAAGUACUAAAUAUUACAAAUGAAAACCAAACUAAAUACUUCUUUUUUUUUGAGAAUACUUAUUUAGAAAUAGUUGCAUCUCUUUUAACAAUAACGAGACAAACAAAAAUGAAACAAAUAUUUAGGUUAAUGAUACAAAUUGAGCAAAACAAAAACCAAAUAUUUACAUAGACAUUGGUCAAAUAAAAAUUUAGUGAAUACCGAUAAAAAAAA
Messenger RNA from Sitodiplosis mosellana (orange wheat blossom midge), 9529 nucleotides. It is a transcript of the gene tok, whose product is annotated as tolloid-like protein 1. The record is from RefSeq and is a predicted model, not a curated record. The coding region runs from base 3938 to 7918 and encodes 1326 amino acids. Gene Ontology annotation, molecular function: calcium ion binding; metalloendopeptidase activity; zinc ion binding. Gene Ontology annotation, biological process: proteolysis. NCBI's taxonomy places the organism in Eukaryota, Metazoa, Arthropoda, Insecta, Diptera, Cecidomyiidae. The transcript has 14 exons.